Monodelphis domestica (gray short-tailed opossum) is the source of this 963-nucleotide messenger RNA. Its product is annotated as olfactory receptor 5M11. The record is from RefSeq and is a predicted model, not a curated record. Gene Ontology annotation, molecular function: olfactory receptor activity; G protein-coupled receptor activity. Gene Ontology annotation, biological process: G protein-coupled receptor signaling pathway. Gene Ontology annotation, cellular component: membrane. Lineage: Eukaryota; Metazoa; Chordata; Mammalia; Didelphimorphia; Didelphidae.
GAAAUGUUAAACCAAAAUGGAAGCACCAGAAUAACAGAAUUCAUUCUCCUUGGACUCACGAAUCGUCCUGACCUCCAACAUAUCCUGUUUGUGGUUUUCCUUGGAAUCUACAUUGUCACCCUGUUAGGUAACUUUGGAAUGAUCAUGUUAAUCAAACUGGAGCCCCGCCUUCAUACCCCCAUGUACUUUUUUCUCACAAACUUGGCUUUUGUUGACUUGUGUUAUUCUACUAAUGCAACCCCCAAGUUGCUGGAAAUUUUUUUAUCUGAAAGGAAGACCAUUUCCUUUGCUGCUUGCUUUGUUCAGUGUUAUAUUUUCAUUGCAUUACUGCUCACUGAGUUUUACAUGUUGGCUGCCAUGGCCUAUGACCGAUAUGUUGCCAUUUGCAGCCCACUACACUAUAAUGUGAAGAUGUCCAGGAGAGUCUGCAUCUGCCUGGCUACUUUCCCCUAUGUCUAUGGCUUCUCUGAUGGCCUUCUGCAGUCCAUCCUGACAUUCCGCUUGUCCUUCUGUAGAUCUAAUGUCAUCAACCACUUCUACUGUGCUGAUCCACCUCUCAUCAAGCUGUCUUGCUCUGAUACCUAUGUCAAAGAACAUGCCAUGUUCAUUUCAGCUGGGUUCAACCUCUCCAACUCUCUGGCCAUCAUUCUUGUCUCCUAUGCCUUCAUCCUGGCAGCCAUUCUUCGCAUUCGCUCUGCUGAUGGAAGGAGAAAGGCCUUCUCCACCUGUGGCUCUCACAUGAUGGCUGUCACUUUGUUUUAUGGGACUCUCUUCUGCAUGUAUGUGAGACCACCUACUGAUAAAAGUGUUGAGGAAUCCAAAAUCAUAGCUGUGUUCUAUACUUUUGUGAGUCCUGUGCUGAACCCACUCAUCUAUAGUCUGAGAAACAGAGAUGUGAAAGUGGCUUUGACGAAUGUGCUUAGGAGGAAUGUACUGAAGAAGAUGGUUUCCAAUAUGCCAUAG